AGCAAUAAAGUAUGAAAUGCUAUAAGAAGAAGUUAGCACGUUGGUUGAGGCUACUAAAAAGGACUCUCUUAGACAGACUGCUGGACGAGGCUGGUUUGUGGAAGAUGCCGGAGACGCUGGUGGUGGUGGUGGGUGGACAGACACAGGUGACAGACGCUCUGCGCCACCACAGCCUUCGGAACACCAUCCACGGCAUCUACCUGGCCCUCCACCGCCCCGCCGCGCCUGCCGUGGCAGCAACCAGACCCUCCCGGCUCGCAGGGACAUUCAAAGAACUAAGUACCGUCUUCAUGCCAUGUGACUUGUGGGUUGGUUUGUUGGUGGGUCUGCUGGUGUGGAGCGCGACGAUGUUGGGGCUGCAGGCCUUGUGGUGGCUGGCUGCCGGAGGCCGUGGCGUCAGUGUGCCUGACACCCUCCUGUACGGCUGGGGUGCCCUCCUGACACAGUCCUCGUCCCACUCGGCGGAGAACUUUGCAGGCCUCUCAGGGCAGAUGGUAGCUGGCUGGUGGCUGGUGUUCUGCCUGAUCAUCUCCACGGGGUACAAGUCUUCUCUGGUGGCCCAUCUCACUGUACAGGCAAAGUCACAGGUUCCAGAAGGAUUUGACGAACUGAUUAAAUUUAACAACUGGAGGUGGGGCACCGAGCCGUGGAUGCUGGACGGGGAACUGCUCAAGUACUACGAGCAGAGCACACAACCCGUGGUGCAGGAGGUGUACCGGGGGAUGGAAGUAAGCCAUAAAUGAUACAACGUAACUUGUUGAGAAAAUGAAGAUGAAGUUUAUGGCGCAUCGAAAAGAAUAUUUUUGUCAGAUGUGCCAUUUUUCUUCAGGUGUUUAGUUUUGACGAACUCCUUCAAAAAGUUUUAAAGGAAAGAUUCACGAUGAUUACCACCAGAAACUACCUCACAGUUAUCCUCUUGUCCAGCUACGUAGACAAGUAUGGACAGAUGCCGUUUUACAUUGGGACCGACGAGCGAGAUGUUCUUGCCUGUUUUGGAUGGGGUCUGAGGUGAGUCUU
Messenger RNA from Eriocheir sinensis (Chinese mitten crab), 1017 nucleotides. RefSeq lists its product as uncharacterized. The transcript is spliced from 3 exons. Gene Ontology annotation, molecular function: ligand-gated monoatomic ion channel activity. The coding region runs from base 12 to 743 and encodes 243 amino acids. NCBI's taxonomy places the organism in Eukaryota, Metazoa, Arthropoda, Malacostraca, Decapoda, Varunidae. Gene Ontology annotation, cellular component: membrane. The record is from RefSeq and is a predicted model, not a curated record.